Enhydra lutris kenyoni (northern sea otter) is the source of this 2013-nucleotide messenger RNA. Its product is annotated as solute carrier family 22 member 4. Gene Ontology annotation, cellular component: membrane. The transcript has 10 exons. Bases 1 to 1662 code for a protein of 553 amino acids. The record is from RefSeq and is a predicted model, not a curated record. Gene Ontology annotation, biological process: transmembrane transport. Gene Ontology annotation, molecular function: transmembrane transporter activity. Lineage: Eukaryota; Metazoa; Chordata; Mammalia; Carnivora; Mustelidae.
AUGCGGGACUACGACGAGGUGACCACCUUCCUGGGCGAGUGGGGGCCCUUCCAGCGCCUCAUCUUCUUCCUGCUCAGCGCCAGCAUCAUCCCCAACGGCUUCAAUGGAAUGUCUGUCGUGUUCCUGGCCGCCGCUCCGGAGCACCGCUGCCGGGUGCCGGACACCGCGAACCUGAGCCGCGCGUGGCGCAACCACAGUAUCCCGCUGCGGCUGCUGGACGGCCGCGAGGUGCCUCACAGCUGCCGGCGCUACCGGCUGGCGGCGAUCGCCAACUUCUCGGCGCUCGGGCUGGAGCCGGGGCGCGAUGUGGACCUGGAGCAGCUGGAGCAGGAGAGCUGCGUGGAUGGCUGGGAGUUCAGCCAGGACGUCUACCUGUCCACCAUCGUGACCGAGUGGAGUCUAGUGUGUGAGGAUGAUUGGAAGACACCCCUCACCUCCUCCCUGUUCUUUGUGGGCGUGCUCCUUGGCUCCUUUGUGUCCGGGCAGCUAUCUGACAGGUUUGGCAGGAAGAGCAUCCUCUUCGCAACCAUGGCUGUGCAGACUGGCUUCAGCUUCCUGCAGAUUUUCUCCAUCAACUGGGAGAUGUUUACUGUGUUAUUUGUCAUCGUUGGCAUGGGCCAGAUCUCCAACUAUGUGGUGGCCUUCAUUCUAGGAACUGAAAUUCUUGGCAAGUCAGUUCGUAUUAUAUUCUCUACGUUAGGAGUGUGCACAUUUUUUGCAGUUGGCUACAUGCUGCUGCCCCUGUUUGCUUACUUCAUCAGAGACUGGCGGAUGCUGCUGCUGGCGCUGACGGUGCCCGGGGUGCUGUGCCUCCCGCUGUGGUGGUUUAUUCCCGAAUCUCCCCGGUGGUUGAUAUCCCAGAGAAGAUUUUCAGAGGCUGAAAGUAUCAUCCAAAAAGCUGCAAAAAUGAACAACAUAGCUGCCCCAAGGGUGAUUUUUGAUCCUAUGGAGCUACAGGAACUAAAACUCCCUGGUCAGCAGAAAGUUCUCAUUCUGGACCUGUUCAGGACUCGGAAUAUUGCCACAAUAACCAUUAUGUCCUUGCUCCUGUGGAUGCUAACCUCAGUGGGUUACUUUGCUCUGUCUCUCAACGCUCCUAAUUUACAUGGAGAUGCCUACCUGAACUGUUUCCUUUCUGCCUUGAUUGAGGUUCCCGCUUACAUUACAGCCUGGCUGCUGCUUCGAAGGCUGCCUCGGCGUUAUAUCAUCGCCGGCGUACUGUUCUUGGGAGGAGGUGUGCUUCUUUUAAUUCAGUUCAUACCCGCAGAUUACAACUUCUUGUCCAUUGGUCUGGUGAUGUUAGGGAAGUUCGGGAUCACCUCUGCUUUCUCCAUGCUGUAUGUCUUCACCGCAGAGCUUUACCCCACCCCGGUCAGGAACAUGGCCGUGGGGGUCACAUCCAUGGCCUCCAGAGUGGGCAGCAUCAUUGCUCCCUACUUUGUUUACCUCGGUGCUUACAAUAGAGUUCUGCCCUACAUUGUCAUGGGUAGCCUGACUGUCUUCAUUGGAAUCAUCACCCUUUUCUUCCCUGAAAGUUUUGGAAUGACUCUACCAGAGACCUUAGAGCAGAUGCAGAAAGUGAAAGGGUUCAGGUUUAGGAAAAAACCAAGAGAUUCAGUGGAGAAGGAAGAAAAUCCCAAAGUUCUAAUAACGUCGUUCUGAUAAGAUCUCCACCCCAUUUGGUGACCUGAAAACUAAAUGCAUCAGACUCUGUGAGGAAACCAAAGCCUUUCCUAAGGAACUGGACCAAGCCUAAAGAUGAACACUAAGAUGACUCUGCUGUUGAGAAAUACUUGUCAUAGAGCACACUCUGGGCCACUCUUCCAGAAAAUCUCCUUGUUUUAAAAACCAUUUCCAGAGAGUCUACCAUCCUAGUGAAUUCGAUGAAAUGGGUUCAUAAGAUUUUUUGAAAAUCUUAUGGUCAAGGACUGGUAAAUCCAUACAAAUAUUGACACUCAUUUCCAAACAUACAAAUACUAUUCAAAUAAAAAGAAUGUCAUUGUAUUAACACAA